AUAAUCCUAUAUCCUUAAGAAAUGGCAUAUCGAAGUGAACCUCUCAUUCCCAAGUCGAACAAACCAUGGCAACUCUGUAAAGCACAAAAGCUCAUCAUCACCUAUUUUCCAUAUGCUACAACCCUAAAUUUAGAGUUCCGGAUCCAGCUCGUCAAGACCCAGAGACCAAAUGAUUUUAAUCUGCUAUCUGAAUUUAUUCUUAAUGCCCUAUUAACUUUAAGGCUGCUAAUAAUUGCUCUUUUUAAUGUUACUUCAAAGACUGAAUAGUUAAAUAAUUAAUAGUGAGUGCCAAACCUUGAUGCAGCCUAUUCUCGAAGUCUUAGGCUGCAUACAGAUAUAAAUGAAUUCUAUAAAAGUAUGUUAAAUACAAAUAUGGGCUUGAUCAGCAGGAGGAUAGUGCUUGUUUUCUCAAUUGUGUGAUAAACAUUUUUCGCAAAGAGGAAUUUCACAGAUAAUAUUGGUUUGAUCAAAUCUAUUUUCAUUGAGAAUUUGUUUUGAUUCUUUUCUAUCAAUUCUCCAAUACU
Molecule: messenger RNA, 524 nt
Organism: Moneuplotes crassus
Lineage: Eukaryota; Ciliophora; Spirotrichea; Euplotida; Euplotidae
Source: the annotation of a GenBank genome assembly